Racocetra persica is the source of this 546-nucleotide messenger RNA. The record is from the annotation of a GenBank genome assembly. Lineage: Eukaryota; Fungi; Glomeromycota; Glomeromycetes; Diversisporales; Gigasporaceae.
AUGGUCUCUCCAUAUAGGAUGGCUAACAAUAAUGGUUCAGUACCUUCAAAUUCUCCAAGGAGACUAAUUUUUUCGUAUAUAUACAGUGAACAACUAAAUAUUACUGCCGACGAUCAAGGUUUCAAUUAUUGUUAUACAAUAAAAGAAAGGAACAAUAUUCUCAAUACCGACGUGGAUAAUGAUUUCAAGGCUUCAAUAGACCAAAAAAAGAGCCAUUGUCGUUUACAGAAAGUCACUUUUACUUUCGUUCCGAGUAGGAAUAGGAAUGAUAAUUACCGUACGGUAAUUUAUAAUGGUAGUGUUAAUGAGGUGCCUACUGAAAAAGCCAAAUUGAAUGCUUUAAAUUAUUGUUAUGAAACUAGGAAUGGGGGAAUUUCCCAACGCACAGCGAAUGUUGAACGUGAUUUUAGAAGAAGUAAUACCCUUUGUAACCAGGAAAGGACGUAUGUUCUAUACAGUAGUUCUGAUACAGCCGUGGAGGGAUUGGUCGGAAUCUUAAAAAUAGAUUACUUCUUUGAAUAUUUUAAUAGAAAUGCCGUGUCAUGA